Molecule: messenger RNA, 14853 nt
Organism: Ramularia collo-cygni
Lineage: Eukaryota; Fungi; Ascomycota; Dothideomycetes; Mycosphaerellales; Mycosphaerellaceae
Product: related to non-ribosomal peptide synthetase
Exons: 4
Coding region: 1-14853 (4950 amino acids)
Biological process (GO): amino acid activation for nonribosomal peptide biosynthetic process; secondary metabolite biosynthetic process
Cellular component (GO): cytoplasm
Molecular function (GO): catalytic activity; phosphopantetheine binding
Source: RefSeq, a predicted model, not a curated record
AUGGCAACCACCCUUUCCAUCUCCAAUCCACAUCCGCAGAAGCUUUCCGGACCCGAACUCCUCCACCAACUCGUACCCCAACAUGGGCGGGAUGGCGUAGUAGCCAYCGAGCAUACUGCCGAGGACGGCAGCACAGCAAGUCUCACUUACGAUGAAUUCCACUCACAGUCAUAUGCGUUGGCGAAACGCAUCAGAUCCGCCGUUUCCAAAUCAUCCUCCCGAACCGGACAUCUAAUCAUACCCGUCCUAAUACCGCAGUGUCCGCAUCUCUACAUCUCCCAGCUCGCCAUCCUCAAAGCUGGGGGUGCCUUUUGCCCCGUGGUUCUAGAUGUGCCAGAGGAGCGUCUUCGAUUCAUUUUGCAGGAUGUCAACGCCUGUGUUGUUCUCACCACCGCCGCUUUCAAGCCAAGAUUACCGGAUUUGGAAGGCGUGGAAAUCCUCGCGGUUGACGAUGAAAAUGAGGUCCUGGAUCAUGACGAUUCUGAGCUCGAUGUUUCCAUCACCGCUCAGCACGCUGCUUAUAUCAUGUAUACAAGCGGCAGUACGGGUCAACCAAAGGGAGUUGUGCUGUCCCACUCCGCAGCGACGCAAGCCUUGUUAGCGCACGAUUUGCAUAUACCAACAUUUUCCCGCUUCUUGCAAUUCGCCAGUCCUACAUUUGAURUAUCCGUGUUCGAGAUAUUCUUCCCAUGGCUGCGCGGGUGCACACUGGUGAGCUGCGACCGGAGACGGCUACUCAACGAUCUUCCGGCUGCGAUCAACGAUCUCAGAAUCGAUGCAUGCGAGCUUACACCAUCCGUCGCCAGCAGCCUGCUUCGCGGACGCGAAAGUGUCCCAUCUUUGAAGGUUCUGUUGACGAUUGGAGAGAUGCUGAAGCCAUCUGUUGUCGAAGCAUUUGGCGGGAGCGAAAGCGAAACCGCCAUUCUGCAUGGCAUGUAUGGGCCGACGGAAGCCACCAUCCACUGCACAUUACAAACCUACUUUCCCAAGGACAUGGCAUGCGGAUCCAUCGGCGAGCCUCUUGACACUGUAUCGGCAUUUGUGGUGAAAGCCCAGGAUCCCGACAGCCCGUCAUCUAUUGAUAUCUUGCCUUUGGGGGAUGAGGGGGAGCUUGCAGUUGGUGGGUACCAGCUCGCAGAUGGCUAUCUUAACAGAGAAGAACAGACCAAGGCUGCUUUUGUUCGACAUCCGGAGCAUGGUAUGCUAUAUCGAACCGGAGAUCGAGCGAAAAUGCUACCGAAUGGCAAGUUUGAAUGCCUUGGCCGCAUCUCUAGCGGUCAAGUGAAGUUACGUGGACAGCGCAUCGAACUUGGAGAAAUUGAACAUGCUGCGUCACGUACACCUGGAUGCCGAGAUGUCGUCGCUGAGGUCAUCUCUGGAAUCCUGGUUGUUUUUUGUGUGCGGGAAGAGAUCUCGGUGACAGAGGCAAAGGUUUUGGAGACAUGUCACAAGUGGCUUCCCGCAUUCAUGGUUCCGGGAGAUGUUGUGAUGCUGGAGUCUUUACCAUAUCUGGCGUCCGGGAAAUGUGAUCGUCGUGCGUUGCGAUCACAAUACGAGGAAUCGCAAGCUACUGGCGAAAGCCAUGAACAGGCCGUGGAUGAUCAGACUGUCCGCAUCAUCGCAAUACUUCGAAACGUUCUCGACGUCGAUGUUAAUUCUACUUCACUUCUGCCAGGUCUCGGACUCGAUUCACUGUCCUCCAUUCGAAUAGCUUCCACCUUUCGGCGAGAAGGCAUGCAUCAGCUAGAUGCGGGCAAGAUUCUCUCCUCCCGCACGCCAUUGGAUCUUGCGAAAGCUUUCAAGGCUGCUGAGAGUGCCACGUUGGCCUCUGAUUGGGAUAUCAAGGUCGAUGCUACAUAUCGGAAAUCUCUAAGCACCGAGCUCGCUCGGAUGCUUCCCAAGGAUCUUCUAUCAAAUGUUGAAUCCAGUUUUCCUUGCACGCCAGUGCAAGCUGCGAUGCUCGCAGAGACUGACAAGGRCCCCGAAGCAUACUGCAAUUGGAUCGAAUUCGAUGUCCCAGGUUGUGACGAUCCAGCGAUGUUGGAAACAGCGCUACAUGGGUUGUCCAAACUACACCCGAUGCUUCGUUCUGGCUUUGUGUCUCUAACGAGGACCAAAUGGAGCUAUGCGACGGUGACUUGGAACGGCAUGUUGCCUUCGCAGAUAAAACAAACUUCCACGUUUGACAAAGUAUUCCGCCUCGACGACGAAGCCUCCCUCCUCCGGCCAUGCGAGUUUCAGAUAAUGCAAGCAGGGAAAGGUUUGAAGCUGCUCAUACUCAUUCACCACGCCCUAUACGAUCAAUGGGCUAUCGACAUUCUCCGCACUGAUCUGGUCACCAUAAUGCGAGGCGCGGAACCCCGUCAGUCGGGCUCCUUUAAGCUCGUAGCGGAUUAUUACGUACACCAGAGUGAGGAGGACUUGGAGUCGUCGACGGCGACAGAAUUCUGGCAGGAUCAUCUGCGAGACGUCACACCAACUUCGCUACCAUUACUUCGCGGAUCCGAAGCAAAGCCCUGCCUUCAAAGAACAGCAUGGCGGGAGUACUCUUUACAAUCGAGCAUCGUCAAGACAAAGUCCAAAGAAUUGGGAUGUAGUGGCCCUGCUAUAUUUCAAGCGGCUAUGGCUUAUCUUCUUGCCAUCUACUCCGGUGCCAGCGAUGUAACGAUUGGCUCCGUGUUCUCUGGACGGACAAUUCCUGUGUCCGACGUCGACAACGUGUUUGGCCCGUGCCUUGCUACUCUACCAUUCCGCAUCGACCACAGUACCGUUGCCACUUGUCAAGACCUGGUUAUGGCUAUAACGCAGCGAAACCGUGCUAUGCAGGAUCACGCCAUGACAUCUCCUAMCGUCAUCAGGCAGAGCGCCGGUAUCGCGCCAGGAGUUGCCCUAUUUGACAGCCUCUUCGUGUGGCAAGAGACUACACUGAGUUUCGAGUCAUCGCCAGACACCAUCAGCAUAGUCGAUUCGGCAGAUCGUCUGGAGUUCAACCUGGUGUUGGAGUUUGAGCCCUUAUCCACCGCCAUUCAGGCCCGAGCCACUUAUCAACAGAGUGUGAUCGGCUGUGAUCAGGUACAGACUCUGCUGUCCCAGAUCGAGACAAUCGCGACGCAUAUCAUGGAAUAUCCAGAAAGCUUGGUCGAAGACCUCGGAGCAUGUCUACCCUCUGGACUACUUUCCAUAUCGAAUCCAUCGCCAGUGUCUUACGCCAAGACUUUUGAGUUGACGGACCUGAUUGCGCAGCGUGCCAUUGAUAGCCCAUCCGCCACAGCAAUACUCUUCGCAAGCAGUCUAGAAGGCGAUCAACCAGUCAUGCAAUUUAUAACCUACUCAGAGCUAGACUCUCGAGCCAAUCAACUAGCUCACAAAUUCAUAGCAUCUGGACUGCAAGUAGAAGGUCUUGUUUGCAUAUGCAUGGAGAAAUGCAUCGAUCUUUACGUUGCAAUGCUUGCAAGUUUCAAAGCAGGGGCAGGCUACCUUCCCCUGGUCCCGGAAACUCCAACAGCGCGGAUCAAGUCAGUACUUGCGCAGGUCGAUGUCGGACUUUGUGUCUGUGAUGCAAACACCGUCCAGACGCUCCAGGGGCUCACGGCUGCCGCCACUCUCGAUAUUUCCAGCUUGGACAUCGCCGACACUCCUUCUAGCCCGCCUCAGAUCGACCAAAUUGGCUCACGAAUCUCCUACGCAGUCUUCACCAGUGGCAGUACCGGUGAGCCAAAGGGAGUGGCAGUGACCAUGGACAAUCUGAAGGGCAACCUUGCUGUUCUCGGUGAGCUUUACCAGGUCCGUCCAGGAGACCGACUUCUCCAAGCGUGCUCGCAAGCGUUCGACGUGAGUGUGUUUGAGAUCUUCUUCGCCUUCUACAGUGGCAUGUGUCUCUGCUCUGCCACCAAGGAUGUCAUCUUCCGCGAUUUCGAACACAGCAUUCGCAGUAUGGGCGCAACUCAUCUGUCUUUAACGCCAACUGUGGCCGCGCUGGUGAAUCCCGAGAAUGUGCCCACCGUCAAAUUCCUGGUCACCGCAGGCGAAGGAAUCACAGAGCGGGUGCAUCGACGAUGGGCUGGCCACGGUUUGCACCAGGGAUACGGACCGUCUGAAACCACGAAUAUCUGCUCGGUGAGAAUGAAUAUUGCCCCUACUGACGUCCUUGGAAACAUCGGCCCGCCAUUCAAGAACACCUCUGCAUUCGUUCUGUCACCUGAAGGCGAGUUCCGUGUGCUUCCUGCUGGAGCAUAUGGUGAGUACGCGUUUGGUGGCGAGCAAGUUUUUCGUGGAUACAUUGGAAGAGAAGAUCUGAACAGCGUCAAGAUCAUCAACCAUCCGGAAUAUGGCCGCGUUUAUCGCAGUGGUGAUAUGGGACGAAUACUUCCGGACGGUACCCUAUUGAUCGCAGGGCGACUUGACGAUCAGGUCAAGAUCCGCGGGAAUCGUGUAGAGCUUGGAGAGAUCAAUGCCGUGAUCUCAGAUCACCCAGGUGUGGCCGACUGUACGACACUGGUGUUUGGCGAGAGAAGCUCUCAACAGACUCUUGCCUCCUUCUGGGUACCUGCUUCGUCAUCUCAAGCAAGCGAUGAUGCGUUAUCGGUGGACAAGUCAGGUUCCAAACUUGUUUCGAAGAUAUUCGACCGUCUGGAAGACGCCCUCCCAGCGUACAUGAUACCGUCAAUACUGGUGCCCCUGAACCGCCUACCGAUGACCACUCAAGGCAAGCUCGACAAACGGCUUCUACGCAGCACAUUUGAAGCACUUGACAGUAAAGUAAAGGAUCAGGUUUCUCGCUCUCAUGACGUCUCCAACAUGGACGGUCCUGCCUCUCCGAUGGAACAAACGAUGGCAAACACGCUUGCAGAGAUGCUUCAAAUGCCAGUAUCGAGCAUCUCUCGCAAUUCUUCAUUCUUUGCACUCGGUCUUAACUCCCUCAACGCUAUUCAAUUUGCACGAUCUCUCGAGCAGGAAAUGAAGACGCAUCUCAGCGUCACUGCGAUCCUUCGCCACUCAAGCAUUGCGAAACUAAGUCGCGCAUUGGGUCAGAGCUCAGAACACGAUGCUGCUGAUGAUCAUAUCAAUGUCCGCGAAGUGCUUCUUGGAGACUUUACAGAAGACAUUCGAUCCUCUUUCGCAGGACAGGGCUACUCUGUCGAUGCGAUUCUACCUUGCACGCCUCUCCAGCAAGCAAUGUUGUCGGCGAGUGGCACGAGUGCAUAUUGCAAUACCACUAAGCUCAGUGUUUCCGGUGACAUGCAGAAGCUUCAGAAUUGCUGGUACGAGAUGAUGAGAAGGCAUACGAUUCUGCGGACCUCUUUCGUCGAAACACCAUUGGCCGCUCAUCCUUUUGCUCAGGUUGUGCUGCAGGAUCCGCCACUUCCAUGGUAUCAAUCUGCGAGCCCAUCAUUGGAGAAUGGUCACUCAAAUGGUCACGUCAAUGGUCACUCCAACGGGCAUGUUAACGGUCAUGCAAAUGGCCAUGCAAAUGGUCAUACAAAUGGUCAUAGCAACGGUCAUACAAAUGGUCAUGCCAAUGGUCAUGCAAAUGGUCAUGCCAAUGGUCAUGCAAAUGGUCAUGCCAAUGGUUAUGCAAACGGUCAUGCGAGCAAAUCCACGAAUGGAACAUCCAAUACUUACGACGAUGAUCGAUCCACGGGACGCUCCAAGGUCACCGCAGAAUCACCUAUUCGAAUUGAAGAGCUUGGUUCCGACAUCUAUCUCCACAUGCAUCACGCCGUGUAUGACGGGAUAUCGGUAUCCAACCUUUUCUCGGAAAUCCACAGGAUGUAUAAUGGAGAAACACUGCCCGACCCAGCAUCCUUUGAGCCAUUCCUGGAGAAGGUUGUGGAGCAAAACGGAAAGGCAGCCAUCGACUUCUGGUCCGCUCAGAUGCAGGACUUCCAUCCUCACCCGUUCCCUGUCUCUGAAGAAAUGAGCAAUUUCGAGGAGAAGGUGCUCACCACGUUUCUUCCUCUACAACCUUCCGAACUCCAGACGUUCAGCGAGCGACACUCUUGCACCGGUCUUAUCGUCCUUCAGGCUGCAUGGGUAAAAGCUUUGGCGUGCGCCCAAUCAAUCACAGAUGUCUGCUUUGGAAAUGUUGUCAGUGGCCGAUCAGUAUCGGUCCCUGAUGUUGAUCAACUCGUUGCGCCUUGCUUCAACACCAUUCCACUUCGCACGAAUCUCGACAAGGCUCAGUCAAACUUGGAUCUCAUUCGCGACCUGCAAAGCAACAAUGUUGACACUCUAUCUUUCCAGCUCACGGCUCCUCGUAAGAUCCAGACUUUGACCAAGGACCCCUCUCGCCAUCUAUUUGAUUCUGUGCUUCUUGUUCAGCCUCCUCAGACUGAAGCCGAUAUUUGGACCGUUGCGGAGGAGAGCAUGGACAUGGGCAUUCCAAUCGUUCUGGAGAUCACACCUGAUGGGAACGCUUUCGAACUUCAAGUCCACUACCUGACCAACAAAGUUCCCGAAGGUCUUGUUCCCAUUCUCGCAAAGGCUUUCGAAUCGAGCUUGGCUUCGUGUCUUCGAUAUCCUUCGAGCCCUGUCAGUCACUUCAUGGAUUUUGAUUCGUCUAGCAUUGCCGGUAAACUUGCUCCGCUCUUGUCGACACUGCCCAACGAGGGCGAUGUACCGAGCAACGGCCCUGAAAGCGAGUGGACUUCAGAGGAGAGUAUGGUUCGUCAGAUCUUCUCCGAUCUUUCGGGAGUUACCCUCACGCGCAUCUCGAAACAAACUUCGCUCUAUCAAAUUGGCCUGGAUAGUCUCAACGCGGUGCAAGUCGCUUCAAGCCUGCGUAAGCGCAGUGUGAAGCUGGACGCCGCAGAUGUCCUACAAUAUCAGAAUCCUGGAGCACUUGCUGAGUUCAUCGUUUCCAAACAGAAUGGGUCGUCUCCGACGAGCGCUCCAAUUGUUGAUCUCGCAGAAUUCGAUCGCAAGUACCGCCAUAUCCUUGAAUCACUCGACAUCAGUACUGAGAAGCUGGACGCACUUCGCCCGUGCACCCCUGCUCAAAGUGGCAUGCUCGCGCAAUUUAUCCAAUCACAGGGAGACUUCUACCUCAACCACAGUAAAUACGAAGUACCGGACGAGCACAGUUUCGAACAGAUCCAGGCUGCGUGGGUGGCUACGCAGGAAAAGCACGAAGUGCUACGAAUGGGCUUUGUCCAAUUGGAAGAUGCGGUGAAUCCUUUUGCUAUGCUCGUCUACAAGCCCGACGCCUCCCUGAAUGGCAUUCUCUCUACUGUCGAUCACUCCACUUUCGAACACGAUGCCAGUCAAAGCAUUCUGUCUGCGCUUCACUUACCCGCUUGGAGGAUUGCCUUGGCCGAGUCAGACGACAAACGGUUCAUGUGUCUGUCACUGCACCACUCCUUAUACGAUGCAGAUUCACUUCGCAUUCUCCAGACUGAUUUUGUCCGGGCACUCCGGGGCUGUGAUCUUGGCUCUCCACCCAGCAUUGAUCCAGUGCUCACUACUCAGCUAGAAGGUUUCAAUCAGUUGAAGGAAGAGCGCGAGAAGUUCUGGACGAAGGCAUUGCAAUCUGCAAGGCUUAUCAAGUUCCCAAACUUGACUCCCACUAAUGUUGCUCAUGGAGUCGCGCAUUCAAUCCAGGCAUCCUCUCGGGUAGAUGUAGACGCACUGAACACUUUCUGCAUGCGUGAGGGUGUUACUAUUCAGGCGGUCGGCCAAAGUGUCUGGGCCACGCUUCUCUCGGCCUAUCUUGGCGAACCAGAUGUGACUUUCGGGACCGUUUUCUCUGGAUUCGCGGCCAACAUCACCAAUCCCGUCGCCUUUCCCACGAUCUCAACGGUGCCAGUCUACUGCAACACAAGCAAGCCAGUUGGAGAUGUUCUCAAGGACAUGGUAUCCUACAAUGCGUCYGCACAACGCUACCGCUUCACUCCGCUGGCAGACAUUCAGCGGUGUGCUGGGUCGGCGGGACACGCUUUGUUCGACACUAUAUUCGUGUACCAGAAAUCGGACGGAGAGACCGAAGACAAAUUUGACUGGCAUUCUAUCAGCGACUCUCUCGGCAUUGACUACACAGUAUCCAUGGAAAUGGAAGUGCCAAACCCUGGCAAGGUCUACCUCCGAUUGACUUACGACACAAGCGCCGUUCCUGAUGCUCACGCAUCGUUGAUUGUCAAGCAGUUUGAUAUGCUCUUGAAACAGAUGUUGAAUCCGAAAGCUGAGCAGGAACACACAAACACCAAGCUAAUGUCUAUUGUACCACCCAAAGAACGGACACUCCCUUGCACUGUGGAUCUGUUGCACCAGUUUCUGGAGCGAGGAGCUGCGGAGCAUCCUCACAAGCCUGCCCUUGAGUUUAUUCAUACAUUUGAAGGAGGCGAAAAAGGUCGCAAGAAAUGGACCUACGAAGAGCUAGAUCAUCGCAGCAAUCAAGUUKCUCAUCUCAUUCAGCAGCACGGCGUGAAACCUGGUGGAGUUGUCGMAGUUUGCAGGAGCAAAUCGGCAGAAGCUACGUUCGCAUUCGCUGGAAUUCUGAAAGCCGGAUGUGCGUUCCUCGCCAUGGAUCCUGAUCUACCGCUUGCUCGACGCAAGUUCAUCAUCGAAGACUCGCAAAGUGGGCUGCUUUUCGUUGACAGUGGGAAGAGUGACCCUGAAAUGCAGAGCGUUGUGCAGAACGUUGAKCUCGUCGAGGCCAUGUUGACCGACCUUCCAACAUCAGCCGUCUCAAUCCCGGCAAUUGAUCCCGGCUCAACCAGCUACAUUCUAUACACAAGUGGCACCACGGGAACUCCCAAGGGCUGUGAGCUCACCCAUGAGAAUGCUGUCCAAGCUAUGAUGUCGUUUCAAAGACUCUUUGCGGGGCACUGGACCGAAUCGUCCCGUUGGUUACAAUUCGCCAGUUACUGGUUCGAUGUAUCAGUACUUGAGCAAUUCUGGAGCUGGAGCGUUGGUAUUACUGUCGUUGGAGCACCGCGAGAUCUUGUACUCGAAGACCUCGCUGGUUUCAUUCAAGAGGCCAACAUCACACACAUCGACCUGACGCCAUCUCUCGCUCGUUUGCUGAAACCUGAAGAUGUCCGUAGCCUUUGGAAUCACGUCUUCAUCACCGGAGGGGAGUCUCUUAAGCAGGAAAUCAUCGAUCUCUGGGGCCCGCUGAACACAAUCUACAAUGGAUAUGGCCCAACUGAAGCGACGAUUGGUGUUACCAUGAAUCCGCAUAUUGGCGCAGACGCAAWGCCAUCAAAUAUCGGUCCUCCGUUCGACAAUGUCGGUGCAUUUGUCUUUACGCCAGACACAGAUGAGCUUGUUAUGCGUGGAGCAGUUGGCGAACUUUGUGUUUCGGGAAAGCUCGUUGGAAAAGGCUACCUCAAUCGCCCCGACCUGACUGCAAAGAUGUUCCCUUAUCUGGAGCGCCACAACGAGCGCGUUUACCGCACAGGUGAUCUUGUGCGUCUCCUCGCCGAUGGUUCCAUAUCUUUCAUCGGCCGCAAGGACACGCAGGCCAAGCUUCGAGGUCAACGACUUGAGAUCGACGAAAUCGACGCUGUGAUCAAGUCUGCCACUGAAGACAUUGCAGACGUCGCCUCCUUAGUCGUCAAAUCUGCGGAUGGGAAUAGGGAAAGCCUUGCUUCCUUCAUUGUAGACCGCGCAGCUUUCAGUCGCGAUUUGCAAAUUGCAGAUUCAAGUCAAAGCCGUCAGUUAGUAUCAAUGGCGAACAAAGCCUGCCGAGAUCGCUUACCUGGAUACAUGGUUCCCUCACAUAUCAUUCCAGUCACGCGCUUACCACUGACGGUCAACAACAAGGUCGAUACCAAGAAGUUGAUUUCUUUGUUCGAGUCUCUGAAGAGUCAGGAUCUCCAAACGCUCAAAGGACAGACGACAGAAGACCGAGCUAUGCUACCAGCGGAGCAGAAGAUCGCAGAGACUCUUGCCAAGCUACUCUCAGUGGACAGCGUGGAAAUCAACCCAGGCUCCAAUAUCUUCUCGCUUGGACUCUCUUCCGUGUCGGCCAUCAACUUCACGACCAUGCUGAAACGAAACGGCUUUGGUGGUGCUGGUGUGGCCACUGUCAUGAACAACCCGACAAUUAGCAAACUAGCGGAGGCUCUCUCAGAUGACAAGGACGACGACCAGAGCGAGAAGAACGCUUUCAGACAAGCACAGCUUACAAUCUCGGCCUUCUCGCAGAGGUACCGCAGCGCGAUUAGCCGAUCCUUAUCUGUCGACGUCUCCGAGAUCGAGGUGUUGGCGCCUUGUACACCUUUGCAGGAGGGAUUGUUGAUCGAGUCGCUGAAAACCGUCGAGCGGCCAUAUUUCAACAACUUCUGGUACGAGAUCGAACAUUGCGAGCUUGAUCGACUCGAGACAGCCAUCAGGCAACUCCAUCGCAGCAUUCCAAUGUUACGAACAUCUUUCCUCCGCACGGAUGAGGGAUUCUGUCAAGUCGUGCUCCGCGGUUCGGAGUGCCCCUUUCAAUCACUGGUCAUUCAAGACGACGAAGUGGAGGCUUUUGCUCAACAACGAAAGACAGAAUGGGCUUCAAGAGCAGAUCAAGAGGUUGCCGAGCCAUUCGAGAUCCUGAUUGUUCGGGCUCAAAGGAGAACUGUACUGAUCAUGCAUGCGCACCAUGCUCUCUACGAUGGAAUCUCCUGGGAUCUGACCAUGGAGAAGCUGCAGAAACUCUAUCAAUCUGGAGGAGAUAUUCAAACCGGCCCUAGAUUCAUCGAUGUUCUGCCGUAUGGUCCUCUGUGUCGGCAUCCCGACAGCAAAUCCUUCUGGCAACAUCGACUCGGGAGCGCACAUUUCAAUCCGCUCAAAGUCGACUCUGAUCAGACAGCUAAUUCCAAUCCACAAAUCCGCAUCCAACUGGGCAAUUCUAACGGACAGGAAGACGUUCGGAGGCAACUUGGCGUAUCUCAUCAAGCUCUUUUGCAAGCUGCUUUCGCUGUAGCGUUGCACCAAGCUGCUCCAGACACCCAAAGCUACGGAGUUGUUCUUUCGGGCAGGGCUAUAUCCUUCGACCACGCGGAUGCGGUAAUUGGACCAAUGUUCAACACUGUACCAAGUCUUGUGGACAUUCAGGCAUCGGAAUCCUGGUCGCAAUAUCUCAAGCGCUGCCAACAGUCGAAUGCCAGUGUUUUGCCAUUCCAACACACUUCGCUCAGAGACAUCAGGAAAUUCUGCAGUCGGCCCCCAUCAGACCCCUUAUUUGAUGUCUUGUUCGUAUUUCAACGGCCGGAAUCUUCCGCCAACGACAACACAUCGCAAGAACUGUUCAAGCCAGUUGAUACACACCUACCAGCCGAGUAUCCGUUGGCGUUUGAGGCCGAGCUCGCACCUUCGGGCAGCAUCUCCGUCACAAUCGCAUCUCAACCACGGGCUGCCAGCGCCAAAUUCCUGCAGACCCUCGGUGACAAUUUCCAAGCGGCGAUUAAGUGCAUUAUCAAGGAUGCAAACCGCCGGAUCUCUAUGGAUUUCACGGUCCAAGAAAGAUUGACAAACGGUGUUGAUCAUAUGAAUGGGGUGAACGAGCCGACACAACAUCCCGAGACAACUGGAGAGUUCACAUGGUCUACCGAAUCGACAGUCAUACGUGAUAGUAUCGCGCAAGUGCUUGGRUGCGAUACAUCCACAGUCACAGAAAACUCGGCCAUCUUCACGCUUGGCAUAGACAGUAUCGAUGCUGUCAAGCUCUCUUCGCGAUUAAAGCGGGCUGGUGUACCAAUCCCAGUCAGCAAAAUCCUCCAGGCACAAACGAUUUCCAAGAUGAUGGAGUAUGUCGGAAGUCGAGAGUCCGAUGUUGCAGCAGUCAACGAGCAUAGCAGACUGCCAGCUCUCGAGAAUCAAUUGCAAUAUAUGCGAGGCAAUUUCGGCGACUCAGUCGAGCGCAUACUACCCGCCGCUCCUGGACAAGAAGCUCUGAUAGCGGACAUGCUUCGGUCCGAUUUCCACGAUUACUACAACGCCGAUAUUCUCAAGCUACGCAAAGACAUCGACCUUGCCCAACUCAAGGCCGCUUGGCAGGCUGUUGUAGAUGCCACGCCCAUUCUGCGCACGUCCUUCGCUCAAGUCGAGGAUCCUGAGAUUGACGCAAUCUUCGCACAGGUCGUUCAUCGACCGGAGCCUCUCAAGUUUGCCGACCUCACAGCGCAAUCUGUGGACGGUCUGUCUGAGUACCUGGAGGAGGUCCGCCGGGAUGUCUCCUCCUCUUUCAUGACGAAACCUCCACUUCGCCUUGCCAUUGCUACCGUAUCGAGUGAGACUUAUCUGGUCCUAUCGCUAUCACAUGCUCAGUACGACGGUCACAGUCUCGGCCUGUUGCAUCAAGAUGUCGCCAAAGCGUACGAGAACGCACUGGAGCCUCGACCAACGUACGACGCCGCUAUUGAUCUUGCCUUGAACGCAACAAGUUCCGAGGCCCUGACAUUCUGGAAAAGUAAUCUCACUGGCGCCAAAAUCUCCCGUUUCGGUAACAGCCAAAGCACUCCAAGUUCUACGACACAUCGUGGCGAGCGUGUCUCCUCAAUCACGGCUUCGAAUGCGCGCUCUUUCUGCCAAAGGCUCGGUGUUUCCACCCAGGCACUUGCUCAGGCCUCGUGGGCGAUUCUACUCUCACAUUACGUGCAGGAGCUUGAAGUCAUGUUCGGCGUGGUUCUUGCUUGCCGAUACAGCGAGGAUGCCGAAAAGGUCAUGUUCCCGACCAUGAAUACGGUUCCAGUGAGAGUUGCAUUGCAUGGCACGGGUGAGUCGAUGCUACGAUAUCUCCAGAGCACUAUCAACGACAUGCGUCAAUACCAAAGCACGCCUCUUCGCGCGGUACAGGCGGCUUGUGCCAGUGUGGUACAGCCUUCAGGCAACAGCUCCGACAACUCCUUCUUCGACACGCUCUUCAUUUAUCAGCAAACUGGAAAUCCCGACACUCCAAGCAAGGCCCCAAUGUAUGAGUCUGUCGAUGCCAGCUCAAAUGUGGAGUAUCCGGUCGCUGUAGAGGUGGAGGUUGUUGGAGAUCAACUCAUCAUCCGCGCAGCUUGCAAGAGUCAUGUACUGGACGCACGAGGGACGGAAGAACUUCUUAAGCGCUUCGAUUUCGUUUUGGACUGCCUUGUUAGCUCGCCCGAGGAGCCCACCGCAGAGUUUUCGCAAGACCAAGUCUCAGUCUGCGGUCUACCAUCUUUCAGAGUGAAGGCCGAUGCACCGGCGUCUUCGCAGAUGGAAUCUGUUCAGCAGAGCAGUGGGGAAGAAACCGAUAGCCCACUCACUGACAGCAUUCGCCAAGCCAUGGCCCAAGUGGCGAGGAUGCCGGUGGAUGAGAUCUCGCCCAAUGCUACGAUCGAAAGUCUUGGAAUUGACUCGAUCUCUGCCAUCAAAGUCACAGCUCUGCUCCGCAAACAGUCCAUCAAGAUUUCCGUCAGUGAGCUUCUCAAGGCACAGACUUCCAGACGCAUGGCCGAGGUUGUGAGAUCGACCAUAGGCGCAUCCGAGACGAAUGGCAAGCCCGCAUCGGAGAUCAUUUCCGAAUCUCUCCAACACAUCGACCUGCCCCAGAUCCUGGCUUCAGCUGGAAUUGAUCCAGAUAAUGUGGAUCGUGUACUGCCUGCAGCAGCGGGGCAGACCUACAUGCUUGCCAUGUGGCAGAAGAGUGGCGGGGAACUCUUCUACCCGACCUUCAAGUAUCACAUCGAGACUGAUGUGAAGAUGGAUCAAAUCCACGCAGCGUGGAAAGAAGUAGUGGCUCGGAACUCGAUCUUGAGGACGAUAUUCUGCGCAUCACAUCAAGCCGAGGAUCCGCUCCUCCAAGUCGUUCUCAAGACCGCGCCAGAGAGUUUCUUCGAGGAAGAUACACCUCAUCUGGAUGACACCUUCCAACCUAUGGUGCAGCUGGUAGUCAGCAAAGCCAACGGAGGCUACGACAUCAAGUUACGAAUCCAGCAUGCGCUCUACGACGCCGUAUCAAUUCCACACCUAAUCAACGAAUUCCAGUCCACGAUCAACAACGAGAAACUUCCAACUCCGGCCCUCACCUUCGAAGACUACCUAGCACUAGCUCUCCCGCCCAAAACACAGCAAUCCCGAAAAGCCUUCUGGGAACAAUACCUACAAGACGCCCAACCAAUGCAACUCCCCCAAUCCACCACAGAACCCACCCGAAAAAUCCAAAUCUUCAACCCCACACUCUUCACCAACUGCACCGCCCUCCAAAACCUUGCGAAAUCAGCCCAAGUAACAAUCCAAUCCCUCCUCUUCGCAACUUACGCAAAAAUCUACGCUGCCUCCGCCUCACAAACCGCCGACAACGAAGAUGAUGAUUCCAGAGAUGUGAUUCUAGGAAUCUACAUCGCCAACCGCUCCCACCUCCCAGACCUCAAUCACCUCUCAGCACCAACGCUCAAUCUCCUCCCUCUACGAAUCUCCUCUCCCAAAACCUCCAAUCUCUUGGAUUCAGCGAGAAAGAUUGAUCRGGAUCUUCGCAGAAUUGGUUCCGUGGAGAAUUCUGGGGCUUCUCUGAAAGAGAUUCUGGAGUGGACGGGCGUGAAGGUGGAUUCUUUUGUGAAUUUUUUGAAAUUACCUGGGGGAGAUGAUGAUGAUGAUGUGGAAGACGUGCGGAGUGGGGUUGGGAAAGCGAGGAUUUUGGAGACGAGUGAUGAGUGGAAAGAUUCGAGGAGUGAAGUUUUGUCGCAUACUACUACGGACGGGUUUGUUAUGCCUAAGGGUUUGGAGAAGUUUGAAGCGGGGGCGGCGUAUCAGCAUGCUGUGGACGUAGAACUUUCCAUGCUUGGAGAGAAAUUAAGUCUGGGGUUCUUUUGCUUGGAGCAAUUCUUCGAUCUUGGUCGAUCGGAGGCUUUGAUUGCUGAGUUUAGGAAAGAGUUGGAGGAGCUUGCUAGUGCAAGGGAAUAA